AUGUUAAGAGACUCUUUUUUCUCUACAGAGGCACCCGCACCACAGCUCGACGGUAAGUCUCGCAACGAUACUUUCGAUCUUGACUUUGAAGAACGACUUCAAGCAGUUAGAAGGGCAUAUGAUCGAGCUGCGAUCAAGUUCCGUGGCAUUGAUGCAGAUAUCAAUUUCAACGUCAACGAUUAUGAUGAAGAUAUAAAGCAGGUCCUAGUACUUAAUAGUUUUGAUUUGAUAAUAGUUUUGAGCAAUUGCAAUAUAAGUGGAAAAUUCGAACCAAAAACUAUGGAACUAAUUGUGACAACAUACCAGGUUAUAUUUCUCACCUCAUGCUUCCUUGUCCUUCUAUUUAAUUCCUCGGAUAGACUGAGUUAUUCUAAGAUAAUGACUCAGUUAAACUUAUCGGAUGAUGAUGUUAUUAGACUGCUGCAUUCCUUGUCAUGUGCAAAGUACAAGAUUCUUAACAAGGAACCGAGCACAAAGACAAUAUCAUCUACUGAUUAUUUUGAAUUCAAUGCAAAAUAUACGGACAAAAUGAGGAGGAUUAAGAUUCCUCUUCCUCCUAUGGAUGAGAAGAAAAAGGUAAUUGAGAAUGUUGACAAGGACAGAAGAUAUGCUAUUGAUGCCUCAAUUGUGCGUAUUAUGAAGAGUCAGAAAGUUCUGAACUACCAACAGUUAGUUAUAGAAUGUGUCGAGCAGUUAGGUCGCAUGUUUAAGCCUGAUGUCAAGGCGAUUAAAAAGUGGAUUGAAGAUUUGAUAUCUCGAGACUACUUGGAAGGAGACAAAGAUAAUGCAAAUUUGUUCAGGUACUUAGCAUAA
Messenger RNA from Arachis stenosperma, 813 nucleotides. Its product is annotated as cullin-1-like. Gene Ontology annotation, molecular function: DNA-binding transcription factor activity; ubiquitin protein ligase binding. Gene Ontology annotation, cellular component: cullin-RING ubiquitin ligase complex. The record is from RefSeq and is a predicted model, not a curated record. The coding region runs from base 1 to 813 and encodes 270 amino acids. Gene Ontology annotation, biological process: protein ubiquitination; regulation of DNA-templated transcription; ubiquitin-dependent protein catabolic process. Lineage: Eukaryota; Viridiplantae; Streptophyta; Magnoliopsida; Fabales; Fabaceae. The transcript is spliced from 6 exons.